Messenger RNA from Dentiscutata erythropus, 399 nucleotides. The record is from the annotation of a GenBank genome assembly. NCBI's taxonomy places the organism in Eukaryota, Fungi, Glomeromycota, Glomeromycetes, Diversisporales, Gigasporaceae.
AUGGAAAUCCAGAUUCAACCACAACCACAAAAUGUGCAGUAUUUAGUGCCGAAUAGAUCGAUUGAAGAGCCUAUUAUAAGUAUUCAACUUUCAGAAGAGCCAAUACAGCUAAAUUUGACCCCUCCAAUAAGUCCCGUGACACCUCCAUUAAAUUUCGAUGAGACUCUUCCGUUAAGUUCUAGAGUGACAUCUCCAUUAAAUUCCAAUGUGACGCCUCCAUUAAGUUCCAAUGUGACAACUCCAUUAAGUUCCAAUGUGACAACUCCAUUCAAUUCCAAUGUGAUCACUCCAUUAAAUUUCGAAAAUUCUUUAUCUGAUAAUCAAGAAAAAUCAGUAGAAGAAUUUGAAGUAUAUCAAGUUUUAGGUGAUUCAAGUGGUGCUAGUCAUAGAACUUAUUAG